GUAGCCACUAUUAAAAAACACACACACACAAAAACAAACAAACAAAAAAAAACAGAAAAUAACAAAGGCUAGCAAAGAUGCAAAGAAAAUUGAACCUGUGUGUACUGUAGGUGAGAAUGUAAAUGAUGCAGUCAAUAAGAAAAACAGUAUGGUGGUUCCUCAUUAACAUGGAAUUAACAAAGGAUCCAACAAUUCCCUUCUCGAUAUAUACCCAAAAGAAUUGAAAGCAAGGACUCAAACAGAUAUUUGUACAUCUAUAUUCAUAGCAGUCUUAUUCACAAUAGUCAAAGGUAGAAGUAAUCCAAGUGUUUAUCAACAAACAAGUGGAUAAGCAAAUUGUGGUAUAUACACAAAAAAGAAUCUUAUUCAGCCUUAAAAAUGAAGGAAAUUCUGGCACAUGCUAUUACAUGGAUGCACCUUGAAGACAUUAUACUAAGUGAGGUAAGUCAGUCACCAGAUGGUAUAUAUUGAUUGCACUUACAGAAAGCAUGUAGAGUAGUCAAAUUUAGAGAAAGAAAGUAGAAAGGCUGUUUCCAGGGGCUGAGAGGCAGGGGAAAUGGGUAGGGUAGUUAGUGUUUAAUGGGUAUGGGAUUUGAGUAGGAAAGAUUAGGAAAGACGAAAUGGUUCUGGAGAUGCAUGGUGGUGAUAGUUGCACAACAGUGUAGAGGUACUUAAUGUUACUGAACUGUUUACUUAAAAGUGGUUAAAGUGGUACAUUGUAGAUUUAUGCACUUUGCAUAUUUUGCCAUCGUAAAAAUGUGUGUGUCUCUAUAUCUUGUCAUGUAGGGAAACAAAUGUUUUGUUAAUUGUUGAAAGAGAAAAUAGGAAUGGGAGAUGGGAAGGAAUGUGACAUGGACCCUUGACCCACCACCUUUAAAAGGAAGAUGUUACUUUUAUCCUGAAGAAUAAUAUUUCCUCCAGGUUUGCCUGUAGUUGUUUUCAAUGCAUUUUCACUGCAGGUUUUAGGACUAUCAUUGCCACCUUUGAAAUCUGUUUACACAGAUCAUGGGAUUUUACUUUGUAAUAAUCUCCCAUGAGAACUGGCCAAACAGCUGUGAAGGCAAGAGAGAGCUACAAGAGGCAAUCGUAGUUUUCAAAGCAGAGCAGCAAGAGAGUGAAGCUGGUCAAAAUGAAUCUUUUUUGCAUUUCGCUGGAAGGCUCUAUGGAUAGCUUAUAUGAGCCGAUCCCAGAGCAACAAGCUAACCAAGAAAACAAGUCUAGUAGAACUGAUUCUCCUAUCCCACCCUUCGGAGAGAGUGAACAAACACCGAACAGUCUCUUCAUGGGGGUUUCUAAUUUGGAGAAUGCAAAACCAAAAAAGAGAAAGUUAUUCCGGAGAGUUAUGUCUGAAAAUAAAAUAUUUGAAGGAAAAACUGUGAAUGACAAAAUCUGGCAGGAACACAGCAAGCAUAAGAAUGAUUCCCACAUCAGAAGGCCCUGUCAGCUAAAAGAUCUAAAUGAAGAUGAUUUUCUAAGUAACAACAUACAUACUCAUCAAGGAAAAACUCUACAAGGAACUUCCUAUCAGGUGACCACUGAAUGCUGGAGUCCAUUUCAUUAUCAAAGACAAGCUGAACCUACUGUUGAUGAAAUGGCCAUAAAAUCGGGUGGUGACCCUGUGGAAUCAAUGGGGACAUUAAAGCGGCUACAGAAACUGGUUUGGACUAAGAAAGCCAGAGUGCAGAGUCUGGAUGAGGUGAAACCGACAUUAAUAAACCUCCAAGAUGAAGAUGACACAUUGAUUUCUUGUUUGAAAUUAACCAAGUCCCAAGAAAAGAAAGUGAGUAGUGUUAGCACAAGGAGGAAGGAAGAAAUGGAGAUCAGAUUGGAUACUCUUUCUGCAUCACUGGGCAGAUCGAGCACUUUAAAUGACUGCAAGUUGGAAGAUAAAUUAGCUUGGUAUGAAGGUGAAGCUUACAUGUGGCAUCAGUGGAAGCCUUUUCCUGAAAACCCUCUCUGGACAUGUGUUGAUUUCCAAAUAGCACAAGUUGGACCCUGGGGCCACUGCUCCUCUUGUAUUCGCCACACAAGUCUCAAGUCUUCCUGCUCAGAUAUGGAUCUUCUACAUUCAUGGCGAAGCAGCAGUUUUGGGAAUUUCGAUCGUUUUCGGAAUCAUUCUUUAUCAAAAGCAGAUGAUUCAACUGAGGUACAUGAAGGAGAUCCCACAAAUGAAGGUGGAGAACCAAGUAAAGCUUCAAAUAAUGGAGGAGGUUUGGGUAAAAAAAUGAGAGCUAUUUCAUGGACAAUGAAGAAAAAAGUUGGUAAAAAGUACAUCAAAGCCCUUUCUGAGGAAAAGGAUGAGGAAGAUGGAGAGAAUGCCCACCCAUAUAGAAACAGUGACCCUGUGAUUGGGACCCACACAGAGAAGGUGUCCCUCAAAGCCAGUGACUCCAUGGAUAGUCUCUACAGUGGACAGAGCUCAUCAAGUGGCGUAACAAGCUGUUCAGAUGGUACGAGUAACCGGGACAGCUUUCGACUGGAUGACGAUGGCCCCUAUUCAGGACCAUUCUGCGGUCGCGCCAGAGUGCAUACGGAUUUCACGCCAAGUCCCUAUGACACUGACUCCCUCAAAAUCAAGAAAGGAGACAUCAUAGACAUUAUCUGCAAAACACCAAUGGGGAUGUGGACGGGAAUGUUGAACAAUAAAGUGGGAAACUUCAAAUUCAUUUAUGUGGAUGUCAUCUCAGAAGAGGAAGCAGCCCCCAAGAAAAUAAAGGCAAACCGAAGGAGUAACAAUGAAAAAUCCAAGACUCUGCAGGAGUUCCUAGAGAGGAUUCAUCUUCAGGAAUAUACCUCAACACUUUUGCUCAAUGGUUAUGAGACUCUAGAAGAUUUAAAGGAUAUAAAAGAGAGUCACCUCAUUGAAUUAAAUAUUGAAAACCCAGACGACAGAAGAAGGUUACUAUCAGCCGCUGAAAACUUCCUCGAAGAAGAAAUUAUUCAAGAGCAAGAAAAUGAACCUGUGCCCCUAUCCUUGAGCUCAGACAUCUCCUUAAAUAAGUCACAGUUAGAUGACUGCCCAAGGGACUCUGGUUGUUAUAUCUCAUCAGGAAAUUCAGAUAAUGGCAAAGAGGAUCUGGAGUCUGAAAAUUUGUCUGACAUGGUACAAAAGAUUACUAUCGCAGAGCCGAGUGACUGAACACACACUCUCAACUAUAUAUCUACAGAUGCAUUCCGUUUUAACUCUUCUUGAGCUAAAACAUCAAAUAAGAGAGGAAGAUAAAUAUUUGUAAAUAAAACCUAGGAUUUAAAUGUUUUAAUCUGAAUAAUUGUACAUAAAAUUUUGUAUCACUAACAUUCCAAAUUAUUGUCAAUAAAAUACAUAUUUAUUAUUUUAAAUGCUAUGUGUUAAUAUUUCACUUGCCUGUAUUAGAAAGGCAUAAUGUAAGACUUUGGUACGUGUGACAUAUGCUUCAUUUGACUUUCUUUUACAAGUACAAUAUCUGCAAAAAACAAAGUAAUCUUUUUUCCUACCUGCCAGUUUUGAAUUUGUAUAUGUUGUUAAACAAAUAGUAAUAGAGGAUUCAUUGUUGAAACAAGUUGUCCAAGCAAUGCCAUAUUCAUUUUUACACUUAUUGGGAAAGUGUGAGUUAAUAUUGGACACAUUUUAUCCUGAUCCACAGUGGAGUUUCAGUAAUUAUAUUUUGUUGACUUCAUUUUGUUUUCUAGUAUAAAAGUAUAGAUAAUGUGUUGUCACUUCUGAUUUAGUGAAACCAAUUGUAAUAAUUGUACAGAUGUUUUGUCUUUAAGUGUAAAUAUUUUAAAAUUUGACAUAACCUAAUGUUAAUAAUAAAAAGAACUAUUUGCAUAUUGCA
Macaca mulatta (Rhesus monkey) is the source of this 3815-nucleotide messenger RNA. RefSeq names its product SAM domain, SH3 domain and nuclear localization signals 1 (gene SAMSN1). Gene Ontology annotation, molecular function: phosphotyrosine residue binding. Gene Ontology annotation, biological process: negative regulation of peptidyl-tyrosine phosphorylation; negative regulation of B cell activation. The record is from RefSeq and is a predicted model, not a curated record. Gene Ontology annotation, cellular component: cytoplasm; nucleus. Lineage: Eukaryota; Metazoa; Chordata; Mammalia; Primates; Cercopithecidae.